Geodia barretti is the source of this 2638-nucleotide messenger RNA. NCBI's taxonomy places the organism in Eukaryota, Metazoa, Porifera, Demospongiae, Tetractinellida, Geodiidae. The record is from the annotation of a GenBank genome assembly.
CCUCCCCCUCCCGCUGACCCCAGUGGCAGUAUAUACGAGCCGUAGCUCCGCCGAUUGACAAGCCAGUCGAAUACCUGAGCUGGUUGCGGCUAGAGGCACGAGACGAUGAAGAGGUCCAGACAUGUCCAGAGUGAUACCAGCAGACAAAAGCAAACAGCUCGUUCUGGUGGUCGGUCCUCUGUCCCUUCCCAGGAGUGGUGCUAGUGCAGCUGUCACAUUGCCAGCUGGAGGUCCCACUCUCCCAUCCUCCUCUGAACGGCCCAGAGCCGGUUUGCGAGCACACCAGCUGUUGUCCAGCAGAGCCGAACCACUCUCUACCUCUGUCCCUGCUUCCACUGCCUCCACUUCACCAGAGGCUGAGAGAGAUCCUCACAAUGAAGUUGAGCGACGCAGGAAACUCCGGAUAUCUCAAAACAUCAAGACCCUUGCAGAGACCCUCACUCCACCCUGCCACUGCGGAAGAACUACGAGAGCGGAGAUUCUGGAGAUGGUUGUGAACCAGAUACAGGAGCUCCAGCAGAAGAACUCUGUGCUAGAGUCACAACUGAAGGACCUGCACCCACCCACCACCACCAAUAGAGAAGAGUUGAGUCGUCGAGCCAUCGUACUAGUGGAAGAGAAUCUACGACUUCGAGUGUUGCUCCUUGCUGCCGUCAGCUGUGAUAAGUCACCAGACAGGUCUGCGAGUCCCAGUGCUGUAGUCGGGCAGGUGGAGGUGAGGGAGGGAGAUGAAGAGGAACCGGGGAUGGCGGACGGACUGGGAGAAGGGGGUGCGGAGGAAGCUUCUCUGCCGCUGCCGAGUGAGAUGACAGUUGAAGCAGAUGGAGGCGUGUGCUCGACUAAUGCCGACAGCAGUGUCGACGAUCAAGAGAGAGAGGAUGUUAGUGGUGCAACCGAGGAGCCGACAGAGAAAGAAACGAGCAGUGGUGGUGGAAGAGAGGAGAGGGAGAAAGGGGGAGAUUUAGGGUUUGAGGAGCCAGAAGAAAGAGAUGGUCUUGGAAGUGAGAGGAAUAGCAGUAGCAACCGAGAGGGAGGAGCAGGGAAUGAAGACAUUGGUAGUGGAGGAGAUGGGGAGCAGGUCGAGGGAGAAAAGGAGCACGACAAACGGAUCGAGGUUAGGGAAACGGCAAACACAGGAGAAAAGGAGAACAACAAAGAGAUGGAGGUGAGAGAGUUGGCAAACUGGGAUGGAGAGAGCUCUGCAGCAGUGGACCAGUCGUGGCCCAUAUCGUCUCUCCUCUCGGACCAGACUCGGAGCGGCCCACCUCCACCACCACCACCACCGAGGGAGCAUCAGAUGGCAGCGUUUGGUCUCCCCAUCCUCAGCCCCACCUACAUUGCCGAGCACUGCUCCACCUCUGGUAGCGACCAGCAGUUCUUUGGUCCAACCACAACUGCUGCUAGUCUGCCGCCAGUCACUUCCUACACCAGCGUUGCAGACACUCGACCCGUCUCAUCUCAGAACUCGCCCCUCUUUGCUGGCGGGCUGCCCAUAUCUAGAGUGACAGAAUUCAGUCGCUCACAGCUUGCAACUGUGUCUUAUUCGUCUUUGUCAGUGCUUUCCGCGUCGUCUAGUUCUCUGCACUGUUCAAAUUCUCCUCAGCAGAUCUCUCUUGCUGCAUCUCUUCGUCCUCCUCCAACUAGACAGUCAAUUGUUCAACCCUGGGUGGGUACCCACUCUUCCAGUGGCUCUGGGCCACUUUCAACAUCUAGAAGGAGUUCUGUAGUUUCAAGGUCUUCCACUACUACGACAUCACAGACUGCUAAUGAUCAGCAUGGAUUGCUUUUACGCCCCCAGCCCGAAUCAGCUACAACUCCUAGUCCUGGUUUCCACAGGGGAGCAUUGCCCAUGACACACCAGGCCACCACCCCACGGCAGUCGAGGUACAGCUCAAGAACUUCUCACUCCAUCCCGUCAACGAGAGCGUCUAGAACAGUCUCCAGUCGAGGGCACGCGCACACCCCUUACUAUCUCGACCGCAGUCGGCAUAAUGUCCACCACAACUUGAGCAGUGUUGAGGUUGCAUCGGUUGGAGGGUUUCCACCUUCUAGUCAGUCUCUCGGUCAUGCUAAUUUAUCAUUUGAUGGCAGGGGCCAGUCUUACUGCCCUGGGGGUGUACCGUCCCUCUUGCCGUCUACUGCAGCUCCUUUUCAUGGGUAUACCAGUGGGCCUAUGCCACACCAGUCUCGACAGCCACCGGGCUUUUCCACUUCUUCCAUUGACCCUUACUACCACUGUACUGUGUACCAGUCACAGCAAAGCUCUUCGUUCUCUUUCCUCCCCCCGCCUCAUGGCCACAUUUCACCGGGCUCACGGCACUCCCAGUUCACCCCUCACCAUCCCCACCAACACAACUACACCACCCUCCCACCCCCUCCUCCUCCUCCUCCUCACCCUCUCCACCCUCCUCCGUUCCACCACCAGCACCCUCCCUCCCACCAGAACACUGUGUGGAGACCGUACAGCGAUCGUCGGCAGACUUCGCUCACGAGAUUCAGUCUCUCCGAUAUUCUCUCUCCCUCCCCCGCCCCCCUGCCCUCCCUCGGUCUCCCUGCCGCAGUGUCGCCUCCCGCUAUACAUCACCAGCAGCCCAGAAUACCCUCCUUCUUUGUCGAUCACUUACUGGACGACCUCUGA